This is a messenger RNA of Coffea eugenioides, 4329 nucleotides long. RefSeq names its product RNA-dependent RNA polymerase 1-like. Gene Ontology annotation, biological process: siRNA processing. The record is from RefSeq and is a predicted model, not a curated record. Gene Ontology annotation, molecular function: RNA-directed RNA polymerase activity. The coding region runs from base 641 to 3982 and encodes 1113 amino acids. The transcript has 4 exons. NCBI's taxonomy places the organism in Eukaryota, Viridiplantae, Streptophyta, Magnoliopsida, Gentianales, Rubiaceae. Gene Ontology annotation, cellular component: nuclear RNA-directed RNA polymerase complex.
GUAAGAUUUAUUGUUUAUCAUAUUGGAUUAAUAUUUUCAUCCCUUUCAUGUCUCAGUCUUGAGUCUUGAUUGGAAAUUUCUUGGUUACACAUAAUAUGAUGACAUGUGACCUGUUAUUUUGUUCAAAAUUCUAACAUGUAGUGGAUUGGCAAAUUUGCUGCAUCUGCAUGGUGGUAAGUGAGUAAACAAUUCUCUUUUCUUUGUUUAUGCUUCUAUUGCAGUCUCUCUUUUGUGGUUUCUUAGAUUUGGAGGGAAGAAACAGGAAGCAUUUUCUUAUAACUUUAAGUUUCUAUUAGGUGUAUUAUGCUGGUAUGGUCUCUGAGUUGUAUUAGAUUCUUGGGGAUCCAAGCUUGACUUAAAGAUGGGGCAGUGGAAUGAAAAAGAAGAAGAAUUGGGAACAUGCCCCUGCAUAUUGCCAAAAUGAACUGUCUUAGCAUCUCAGAUUGACUAAAUAAUUUCAACAUGUAUUUUGGAUGUGUAUAUUGUCUUACACUUUUUCUCUGUCUGUUGAUUAGCGAUCUUAUUAAUAGCCAAUCAAUAGUUGUCUUACUCUUUCAACCUCUGACAUUUACAGGAGUAUACAGUAGUUGCAUUCUGAAACAAAAUUGUGUUAAUAGAAUUGGCAUUGAAGGUUAGCUGCAUGGGAAAGACAAUUCAGGUUUUCGGUUUCCCUGAUGUUCUGGCUGCAGAAAUAGUCACCGAGUUUUUAGAACGAUUCACAGGUCAGGGGACAGUAUAUGCUUUAGAGGUUAAGCAGUCCAAAGGAGGACCUAGAGCUUAUGCUAGGGUCCAAUUCAUAAAUGACAGAAGUGCUGAAUACAUUAUUGCCUUGGCAGAGCAAUGCCUUAAUUAUGGUUCUUCAUAUUUGAGGGCUUGGGAAAUGGACAGUGAUUUGGUUCCGAGGCCUAGGACCUAUGAACAUCACAUGGAGCAAAUAGUUCUGAAUUUUGGAUGUCAGGUGUCAGAGAAUAGGUUUUCAGUGCUAUGUAAUGUGCCAAAUGUUUCAGUCAGAUUUGGAAUCGGAAUGAGGAAAAUGUAUUUUAUUUUGCAUUUUCGCUCUUGUGACUACAAGCUUGAAUUAUCCGAUGAAAACUUAUGGCAGAUUGUACUGCAUCGACGUGGUCAAGCAGCAAAGUUUCUCCUCAUACAGUUACUUGGUGCUCCUCGGGUUUUUCAAAAACUUGAAGAGUCUACCUUUAGCUACUUUCAGGAAACUCCAGAUGACCGGUGGCUCAGGACGACAGAUUUCACUUCAUCCUGUAUUGGGCAAUCAUCUGGCAUAUGUUUAAAGCUUCCUCGUGGUAUUAAACUGCCAAAUCUCAGGGACUAUUUUCCUUGGUACAAAGAAAGUGACAGCCAAUUUACGUUGGAAACUGGUUCCCCUUAUUCAUACAAUUUGGUUUUAGCUCCUAUUCUGCAUCCUCCCCGAGGACUAUAUUUGCCAUAUGGAAUCUUGUUCAAGGUCUGUUGUUUAGUACAGAAUGGAUGUCUUCCAGGGCCAUCACUAGAUGCUAAUUUCUUUAGAUUGGUUGAUCCUCAAAGAAGAGAUAUCAGGUACAUAGAACAUGCCCUAGAGAAUCUGUACAUAUUGAACGAUUGCUGCUAUGAGCCGGUGCAGUGGCUCAAGGAGCAGUAUGAUAAGUAUGACAAGCUUCUGCAACUUCCGAUAUCACCUACUCUUACUUUGGAAGGUGGGUUGGUAUAUGUCCGGAGGGUACAAGUUACACCAUGCAAAGUGUAUUUCUGUGGUCCAGAGGUCAAUGUAUCUAAUCGUGUAUUGCGCCACUUUUCAGAGGACAUUGGCAAUUUCCUUCGUGUUUCUUUUAUUGAUGAAGAGGGGAACAAAAUGUUUGCCACAGACUUGUCGCCUCGUAUUGCUGCAAAUGUGAAUCAAAGAACCAAAAUUUACGAGAGAAUACUGUCAACAUUAAAAAAUGGCAUAGUUAUUGGGGAUAAGAAGUUUGAAUUUCUUGCCUUUUCUUCAAGUCAAUUAAGGGAUAAUUCAGUGUGGAUGUUUGCUUCAAGGCCUGGGCUUACUGCUGCUGAUAUAAGAACAUGGAUGGGUGAUUUUAGUAGGAUAAGAAAUGUGGCGAAAUAUGCUGCCAGGCUUGGUCAAUCUUUCAGCUCCUCCACGGAAACACUAAAUGUUGGUACGCAUGAGAUUGAAAUGAUUCCUGACAUAGAGGUAAGAGGUGGUUACUUCGGUGCAUCCAAGUAUGUCUUUUCUGAUGGCAUUGGGAAAAUCUCUGCUCAAUUUGCAAGGCAAGUUGCUAGGAAAUGUGGCUUCAUAACUUCUACUCCAUCUGCUUUUCAAAUUCGGUAUGGCGGCUUUAAAGGUGUUGUGGCUGUUGAUCCCACUUCAUCAAAGAAGUUGUCACUGAGACAGAGCAUGAAGAAAUAUGAAUCCAAUAACACCAAGUUGGAUGUUUUAGCAUGGAGUAAAUAUCAGCCUUGUUUCCUCAAUCGCCAUAUCAUCACUCUUCUGUCUACCCUGGGGGUCAAGGAUAUUGUCUUUGAAAAGAAGCAAUGUGAAGCGGUUUCCCGGUUGGACACUAUUCUAACUGAUCCAUUAAGGGCACAUGAGGCUUUAGAUUUAAUGGCUUCUGGAGAGAAUAUGAAUGUACUCAAGGAGAUGCUGAAAUGUGGCUAUAAGCCUAAUUCUGAACCAUUUCUUUCAAUGAUGCUGCAGACUUUCCGUACAUCAAAGUUGCUGGAAUUGCGGACUAAAACAAGGAUAUUCAUACCGAAUGGAAGAUCAAUGAUAGGAUGUCUGGACGAAACCAGAACCUUGGAAUAUGGCCAGGUGUUUGUUCAGUUAUCUAGUGCUGGGCAUGGGCAAUUUUAUGAUGAUUCUAACCAGUAUUCUGAACAAAAUGUCAUUCUUGAGGAAAAGGUGGUGGUUGCAAAAAAUCCAUGCUUGCACCCUGGUGACGUUCGUAUUCUAAAAGCUGUUAAUCUGCCAGCAUUACAUCAUAUGAUGGACUGUGUUGUCUUCCCCCAGAAAGGAAAGAGGCCUCAUCCAAAUGAAUGUUCUGGAAGCGAUUUGGAUGGAGACACUUACUUUGUUUGUUGGGACCCUGACCUGAUUCCACCUCGGCAAGACCGCCCCAUGGAUUACACUCCAGCACCUACAAUGCAGUUGGAUCAUAAAGUUACAAUUGAGGAAGUUGAGGAGUAUUUCACUGACUAUAUCGUGAAUAACAGUUUAGGAAUCAUUGCAAAUGCGCAUACUGUCUUUGCUGAUCGGGAACCACUAAAGGCCAGGAGUGAACCGUGUCUGGAGCUUGCGGAGCUCCACUCAAUUGCAGUUGACUUUCCAAAGACUGGUGUUCCUGCUGAGAUACCAUCUCAUCUACGUGUCAAAGAAUUUCCUGAUUUCAUGGAAAAGUCUGACAAGCCAAUGUAUGAUUCUCAGCGUGUCAUUGGAAAGCUUUUUCGAGAGGUAAAAGGAAAGGCACCACUCACAAGCUCUAUUAAGUCAUUUACAAAACAAGUGGCUAGAAAAUCAUAUGAUAGUGACAUGGAAGUAGAUGGAUUUGAGGAUUAUAUUGCUGAAGCUUUUGAUUACAAGAGCGAGUAUGAUUAUAAAUUGGGUAAUUUGAUGGACUACUAUGGCAUAGAAACUGAAGCAGAAAUAUUGAGUGGUGGUAUCAUGAAAAUGUCAAGAUCUUUUGACCGGAGAAAUGAUGCAGAAGCUGUUGGAAGGGCAAUGACAUCCUUAAGGAAGGAAGCUAAGACCUGGUUCAACACGAAUGGUGAUCACUUUGGUGAUGCAUGUGCAAAAGCAUCAGCAUGGUACCAUGUCACUUAUCAUCCGAAAUACUGGGGUUGCUACAACAAGGGACUGAACCGGGCUCACUACAUUAGUUUCCCAUGGUGUGUCUAUGAUAAGCUGAUUCAGAUAAAAAAAGCAAGCAUAAGAAGGUCUCAGCAAAUUUCUUUACUGGAGCUGCAGUUUAGUCAUGGACUGAGAUUCCUUUGAGUGAAUAAUUUGGCAUCAAGAAUUUGCGAAUUAGCUGUCAUGCCCUUGGUAAUGAGAAGACUUAGCAGCUAUAUUUCAGACUAUGCUGCAGGCGUUACUCUCAUUUGCAUCUACUACAUUACUGAUCAUAUCUAUUGCUGUAAAUUAAUUGAGUUCUUGAGCGUGCACAUAUUUAUUGUCAUGUGACAAACUUAUAUAUUUAGGAAGUGUAACAAGUAAGUCCUGUUUGCGUGCUGUAUCAUUCAUAUCUAAGCUGGAUGGUGUUACCAUUGCCGCUUUUUACCCUUAGUUAAUUUAGUUUGUAUAUGUUAUUUUGUUGUUCGAGGAAAUGAUAAAGGAUUACUCCA